Psammomys obesus (fat sand rat) is the source of this 381-nucleotide messenger RNA. Its product is annotated as U6 snRNA-associated Sm-like protein LSm2. Gene Ontology annotation, molecular function: RNA binding. Gene Ontology annotation, biological process: mRNA splicing, via spliceosome. The record is from RefSeq and is a predicted model, not a curated record. Bases 1 to 381 code for a protein of 126 amino acids. The transcript has a single exon. Gene Ontology annotation, cellular component: catalytic step 2 spliceosome; Lsm1-7-Pat1 complex; precatalytic spliceosome. Lineage: Eukaryota; Metazoa; Chordata; Mammalia; Rodentia; Muridae.
AUGCCUGUGUUCCCAGGCAGUCCCCUCCUCCCCCUACCUCCCCCCUGCCCCCGCCCUUUCCUUCUGGUCCAGGCUACAAUUCAUGGUGCCAGCAGCAAGCUCUUCUACUCCUUUUUCAAGUCCCUUGUGGGCAAAGACCUGGUUGUGGAACCCAAGAAUGACCUGAGCAUCUGUGGAACCCUUCACUCUGUGGACCAGUACCUCAAUAUCAAACUAACUGACAUCAGUGUCCCAGACCCUGAGAAAUAUCCUCAUGUGUUAUCAGUCACAAACUGCUUCAUCAGGAGCUCAUUUGUCCGCUAUGUACAGCGGCCAGCAAAUGAGGUGGACACAGAGCUGCUACGGGAUGCAGGAAGAAAGGAAACCCUUCAUCAGAAAUAG